Molecule: messenger RNA, 1210 nt
Organism: Brachypodium distachyon (stiff brome)
Lineage: Eukaryota; Viridiplantae; Streptophyta; Magnoliopsida; Poales; Poaceae
Product: autophagy-related protein 101
Exons: 7
Coding region: 148-717 (189 amino acids)
Biological process (GO): autophagy; autophagosome assembly
Cellular component (GO): phagophore assembly site
Source: RefSeq, a predicted model, not a curated record
ACGAAACAAAGUCCAGCUAUCAACUCCUCUUCUUUUCCUUUCAAAAGAAAAAAGGACGCCUCUUCUCUUGGGCGGAUUUCUUUCUCUGCGGGGAUUUCGUCGAAGGGAUCGAGAGCGGCGGGCGGUUACGGAAGCAGAUCGAUCGCGAUGAACUGCGAGACCUGCCAUCUGAAUGAACUGGAGCUUGAGCCCCGGGAGAUCAAAGAUGUGCUGCGAUGCAUUUUGCACACGAUAUUCUUUCAUCGAACACUUACCCUUGUCCGGCCUAAAGAUGUUGACUGUGAGCGCUUCCAGAUAACCUAUGUUCAGUGUGGACUUCCAGACUUAGAAAAGGAGGUCGAUGAAAAGAUCAACCAGUUCAUAGCUUGGGCAGAAAAGCAUCCAAAUCGGAGAAGCCAGGUGUGCCUAUCGUUCUUUGAUGAAAAGAAUAAACACCCAGGCUGGUUCAGCAAUAAGACUGAGAGGAUUUACUGGGAACAAUGGUUUAUCAAUUUGCAUGUCAUAAGCCCUAAAGGACAUGGCAAACAACAUAGCUCCAAAGCGCAAACAAAUAUUACAGGAGAAGCAUCGGAACAGGCCAGCUCAAGACAUGAUGCGCUGGGGUCGCUGAUCCAAGAAGUCCUGUUCCAGAUCAUAAACUACGCGAAUGAGAAAAAAGAUCACAUUCCUCCAAUCUCUGACAGGAUAUUCAAUCAUGAGAUUUCGAUCCCCAGGUGACACCUUUUCCUUGGACGUGUGUUGACAGCUCAUCUGAUUCUGUAUUCGGGUGGAACGCCGACGUUCUCCGGAGAGCGCUGAGUAGUGGACAUUCCUACUCAUUGAACUGAAGAUCUUUUCUAGAAACAGCACUGAGCUGAGAUGGCAAUGCUGGUGUGCUAAGCUUGGAGCUGUUAUAGAAGAUGUACUUGCCUCCCGGCGAUCAUCCGGUUGAAGAUGUCUAUCCAUCAUCAGAGCUGGAAUGUGUACUGAACAACGUAGAUCGAUGGAGAAAGGACUUCGUUACCGUGUAGUUAUACUUAUCGAUCUGUGACCAAAAAUAUGUGUAUACACGUACUCAGGAAUCAGGAUCUUAGUUGCAGUGGAUCUUCGGUGUGCUGAUUGCUUGAUGAAACUUUUGGAGUCAGGUUCUUCAUCCGGGUGAAGAACUGGACACUGGAACUUUUGCUUUGAGCCAAGGAAUUAGAUAUGGACACUAUAGUCCCGUUGACUA